AUGGAUGCUGCUCCUGUUCUCAUGGAUGCUGCUCCUGUUCUCAUGGAUGCUGCUCCUGUUCUCAUGGAUGCUGCUCCUGUUCUCAUGGAUGCUGCUCCUGUUCUCAUGGAUGCUGCUCCUGUUCUCAUGGAUGCUGCUCCUGUUCUCAUGGAUGCUGCUCCUGUUCUCAUGGAUGCUGCUCCUGUUCUCAUGGAUGCUGCUCCUGUUCUCAUGGAUGCUGCUCCUGUUCUCAUGGAUGCUGCUCCUGUUCUCAUGGAUGCUGCUCCUGUUCUCAUGGAUGCUGCUCCUGUUCUCAUGGAUGCUGCUCCUGUUCUCAUGGAUGCUGCUCCUGUUCUCAUGGAUGCUGCUCCUGUUCUCAUGAAUGCUGCUCCUGUUCUCAUGGAUGCUGCUCCUGUUCUCAUGGAUGCUGCUCCUGUUCUCAUGGAUGCUGCUCCUGUUCUCAUGGAUGCUGCUCCUGUUCUCAUGGAUUCUGCUCCUGUUCUCAUGGAUGCUGCUCCUGUUCUCAUGGAUGCUGCUCCUGUUCUCAUGGAUGCUGCUCCUGUUCUCAUGGAUGCUGCUCCUGUUCUCAUGGAUGCUGCUCCUGUUCUCAUGGAUGCUGCUCCUGUUCUCAUGGAUGCUGCUCCUGUUGAUGCUGUUGCUCCCGUUGAUGCUGCUCCUGUUGGCUUUGCUCCCCCUUCCUUAAACUCUCAAAACUCGCCUCACACAUGA
Procambarus clarkii (red swamp crayfish) is the source of this 708-nucleotide messenger RNA. Its product is annotated as MAGE-like protein 2. The record is from RefSeq and is a predicted model, not a curated record. NCBI's taxonomy places the organism in Eukaryota, Metazoa, Arthropoda, Malacostraca, Decapoda, Cambaridae.